UGUUUUUUAAUCUAGCAGAUCUUCUUCAACGUUGUUUAUCUCUAACAUCGAGAGGGACCGUUUCCAAGACCACUCCGUCGAACCGUCACAUUUCUACUGUAAAUAUAAGCGGGGCUCUAUUAGGCCUACUGCAUUCAGAUGGAGACACAAUUCAGGAAGAAAUCGGCUGAUGGCAGUUUCUUUCUCAGUGAUUCCUUGGAGGCACUCGGUGUGAAAACAGAGAACCAGGAGAGCCCACUGUCGCACCCUCUUUCACCAGAUCAGGUUGCGGAGUCAACUAGGAAGGCGGAUGUGCAACAAAGCAGUGGCCCAGACAACAGAAGUUGUGUGUUGGACCUUUGUCUCCCUGCUGCCUGGAUAUCUGUUUUACCUCCCCUGGACCAGCAGUGGAUUUCCAGGGCACUCUUCAAGUGGUCACAAACUGGACAGCCAGAGCUGGACUUUGCCAUUUUGGAUAAGAAGUGGUGGUAUCCCCCGCAGCUUUCACCUGCCCCCACUGCUAUUCCAGCAAUGGUGAGGUACUUUGGACAUCCCUUCUUUGUCUGGAUGCCGAUGAAGGUCUGGCAUGUGCAGCUGUUCUGUCCACACACAGAGUGUGGAAAGGAGCUCACCUUUGCAGGACUGCACCAGCAGAUCCGGCGUGUUGUUGGCCUCAGCACCACCUACUUCCUGACAACGGAGGACCUCCGCUGUAAGGGCUGCAAUAGGACAGUGGCUAGCUGGAGCCACAGCAUUGUGCAUCAGUUGGACGUCUGCCACCAAGUCCAGUUUCCUUUUCUCCUCUCCGCCGAGCUGGGCUGUGACAUGCAGGUGGUGCGGCAGCUGCGACUGAGGGGCCCUGGGAAGAGCAUCGGCCAGUUUCAGACCCAGCUGGAGGAGCAGCACACAGAGGCUUGGUUGCAGAAACAGGUCCAUUUCCGGACCGAUUUCAGGAGACUAAUGCAAGCGGUUGUGUCUGGACUGAAAGCUCCGGUCAUGCUUGGGGAUUUGCCCACUAUGCUCCCAGUUCCAAAGAAUCGCUGGCUGAUGCAGGCGUAUUCCCAGGACGUGCUUAGCCGGCUGAAGGAGACAAAAGCGUCCAUCACCUCCCAGUUUGGACGAAUGUUAAAAAUGGACUCGACCAAAAGAAUCGUCAAGACGCUGGCAGGGGAGAGCGAUGCAACAUCAUCCUGGGUCACCAGCAUCAUCAAUGAGCACGGUCAGGUGAUCAUUUCCGUGCUUACGGCCAGCAAGGGCAGAGACCUGGGAAAGAUGAUCGGUGAUCGAUGGCGUCGUUAGCCGCUACCAGGAUGCCGGAGUGUCGCCGCCUGAGGCGCUGUAUGUCGACCAGGACUGCUGUGGGUCCAACAUGCUCAGGCCAUGGCCCAGCACAAAGAUUCGCCUGGACAUUUGGCAGUUCAUGCAAAGAAGCACUCAAAGAGGCCAAACGGGCAGAGCUGGAGGAUGGGCAGACGCAGCCUUCCGAUGCAGACGUCACGUGUCACAUCACCAGGGCUGAGAUGGCGCUACACUGCAAGAGGACCACCAGAAGUAGCAGUGAGAUGGAGGAACUCCUAAACGAGCUGAUCCAGGUCUACGAUGGAGAGACGGGCUGCGACCCUCUUGGCGUGCCUCUCAUUAACUCUGAGGAUGGCACAGAUCUGGGAGGAACAGAAGAAGCACCUCCCCUGCAUCCAGGACCCACCAGGCGUGCAAUUGUACACGCAGACAGGGACCCUGCACAAGGGGCAUCACAGUCUGCCCACCUACAGAUGCGCCAGGGAGUCCACUUCACUGCAGCGUUUCCAUCUCCACAUAAACAGCUUUAUCCCAGGAACUUUAGCCAGUGCCACGUUGUUUCAGGCCUAUCUGGUGGAGGGCAUUGCGAGGUGGAAUGAGGACAGGGCCAUGGCAGCAGAAGGGAGAGUCAUGUCCCAGAGUGACCGCCUCAGGCAAGCUGCCAACCAGCUCGCCUGGGAGGUCAUGGGAAUUACGCCGAUGGACUGCACAGGGUCACCAAAGUAUACAGGUGAACUCAUAGGUGUGGAGUACUUGUACGACCAAACUGGCAGUGCUCUAGAAGAUUACAAACUUACUCUGUCAGCGCUGGAGACAGAAGAGGUGACCGUGGCAGAGGACGAGGGCUACGUGGAGCGAGUGAAGCUUGAGGACUUCACCAUCCCCAUGCCUGACGAGUCUGAUCCACCUGCUUCUCCCAACACAUUCAGAUCUGCUCUUUGUUUAUUCCCUCUCCCCACCUCAACAACCUCAACCAACUCAGCCACCUCAACCAACUCAGUUAUCGCUGCUGCACAUUCUGCCCUUGCUGUCCGGUCAUCUCCUCUCCCCACCUCAACCACUAAAGACAUGACGUCUACACCUUCUGUUCUUCCUGUCCUGUCAUCUGGUCUCCUCCCCUCAACUACCACCGCCAUCACUUCAACAGGGAAAGCACAGCUCCACCUGGCCAUUGGGCCUGGUGAGCCAUCGACGGCUCCAGCUCAGCAUCCCCUGCCUGAAGCUGGAGCACUGCAGUCUUCUCCUGCACUGUCCUUCGCUGGCCCCAGGCCGGUCCUAAUUCUACCCAGACCGUGUCCAGAGGGUCCCACCAAUCAACUGACCCCAACUAGGCUGUUGCUUCCUGCCGGGGCAACCCUGGUGACCGUUGGUUCUUCACUGGAGGUCUCAAGGCCACACACCGGUGCGGCAGCGGUGCCAUACUCAACCCAAUGCUACAGGAAGAGGAAGUGGGAGAGAGGCACACACACUCGCAAGUAUGUCAGAACAAGAGUUGUGAGCAUUUGUAAACAGUGCUAUAAAGAGAGAAAGCCACCCACCCACGUGCAAUACUAUGGCAAUUGGGACUGUGAAGAGACUGCUACUGUCAAACUAUCUGAAUGGAGAGAAAGCAUGGCAGCCAAAGGCUAUGGAAAAAAGAAAUACACAUAAAAUAUAUUGUAAUACAUUGUAUGGUGCAUAUUGGUUUUAUUUUUUAAAGGAAAAUAUAUGAUUAA
Alosa alosa (allis shad) is the source of this 2993-nucleotide messenger RNA. RefSeq lists its product as uncharacterized. Lineage: Eukaryota; Metazoa; Chordata; Actinopteri; Clupeiformes; Clupeidae. The coding region runs from base 139 to 1278 and encodes 379 amino acids. The record is from RefSeq and is a predicted model, not a curated record. The transcript is spliced from 4 exons.